Loxodonta africana (African savanna elephant) is the source of this 1467-nucleotide messenger RNA. It is a transcript of the gene CCNI, whose product is annotated as cyclin I. NCBI's taxonomy places the organism in Eukaryota, Metazoa, Chordata, Mammalia, Proboscidea, Elephantidae. The transcript has 7 exons. Bases 159 to 1292 code for a protein of 377 amino acids. Gene Ontology annotation, molecular function: cyclin-dependent protein serine/threonine kinase regulator activity. Gene Ontology annotation, cellular component: cyclin-dependent protein kinase holoenzyme complex; cytoplasm; nucleus. The record is from RefSeq and is a predicted model, not a curated record. Gene Ontology annotation, biological process: regulation of cyclin-dependent protein serine/threonine kinase activity; mitotic cell cycle phase transition.
GGAAAAUGAGGUGGUAACGGGCCCGCGGAUGACCCCGCGUCACCACUGUGAGGCCUACAGCUCUGCCGGGGAGGAGGAGGAGGAGGAAGAAGAGGAGGAAGAAGAGGAGGAGAAGGUAGCUACAUCAUACUGGGUGACAGGCAGAUCCAAAGGAUAUCAUGAAGUUUCCAGGACCUUUGGAAAACCAGAGAUUGUCUUUCCUGUUGCAAAAGGCAAUAUCUAGGGAAGCCCAGAUGUGGAAGGUGAAUGUGUGCAAAAUGCCUACAAAUCAGAAUGUUUCUCCAUCCCAGAGAGAUGAAGUGAUUCAGUGGCUGGUCAAACUCAAGUACCAAUUCAACCUUUACCCAGAAACAUUUGCUUUGGCUAGCAGUCUUUUGGACAGGUUUUUAGCUACUGUAAAGGCCCACCCAAAAUAUUUGAGUUGUAUUGCAAUCAGCUGUUUUUUCUUAGCUGCCAAGACUGUUGAGGAGGAUGAGAGAAUUCCAGUAUUGAAGGUGUUGGCAAGAGACAGUUUCUGUGGAUGUUCUUCAUCUGAAAUUCUGAGAAUGGAGAGAAUUAUUCUGGAUAAAUUGAAUUGGGAUCUUCACACAGCCACGCCAUUGGAUUUUCUCCACAUUUUCCAUGCCAUUGCAGUGUCAGCUAGGCCUCAAUUACUCUUCAGUUUGCCCACACUCAGCCCGUCCCAGCAUUUGGCGGUCCUUACCAAGCAGCUCCUCCAUUGUAUGGCCUGUAGCCAACUUCUGCACUUCAAAGGCUCCAUGCUUGCUCUGGCCAUGGUUAGUUUGGAAAUGGAGAAACUCAUUCCUGAUUGGCUUCCUCUUACAAUUGAACUGCUUCAGAAAGCACAGAUGGAUAGCUCCCAGUUGAUCCACUGUCGGGAGCUUGUGGCACAUCACCUUUCUACUCUGCAGUCUUCCCUGCCUCUAAAUUCCGUUUAUGUCUACCGUCCCCUCAAGCACACCCUGGUGACCUGUGACAAAGGAGUGUUCAGAUUACAUUCCUCCUCUGUCCCAGGCCCAGAUUUCUCCAAGGACAACAGCAAACCAGAAGUGCCAGUAAGAGGUACAGCAGCCUUCUGCCAUCAUCUCCCAGCUGCCAGUGGGUGCAAGCAUACCUCUGCUAAACGAAAAGUAGAGGAAAUGGAAGUGGAUGACUUCUACGAUGGAAUCAAACGGCUCUAUAAUGAAGACAAUGCUUCAGAAAAUGUGGGUUCUGUGUGUGGCACUGAUUUGUCAAGGCAAGAGGGACAUGCUUCCCCUUGUCCACCUUUGCAGCCUGUUUCUGUCAUGUAGUUUGAACAAGUGUUACCUUCAGGUGCAAAACUAAGGUAGACUACUCUGGGAAUGAGAACAUGCAAAACCAGGAGAGGAUAUAUAAGGGAUACAUACCUUAUCAGGCUGAAUUGAAGUGAGCCAGAAAAAAAAAACAAAAAAACAUGUUUACUAUAUCAAAAGAUCCAAAAUUAAG